Molecule: messenger RNA, 1416 nt
Organism: Drosophila grimshawi
Lineage: Eukaryota; Metazoa; Arthropoda; Insecta; Diptera; Drosophilidae
Gene: Ccdc114
Product: coiled-coil domain-containing protein 63
Exons: 4
Coding region: 1-1416 (471 amino acids)
Source: RefSeq, a predicted model, not a curated record
AUGACUGACCAACUGGACCAAUUAGCCACCGCAGAGCUGCAGCGAUUGCAGCGCCAGCAUCGCUCCCUUCAGCUGGACCUACGUGGUCUGCUCGAGGAGAAAGCGAAGCGGCUGAAGAAGCAGAAUCACAUGAUUAAUGUGCUGCAGAUAGAGUUUGAAAAACUAAAGGCCGAAAUCAAGACCCUGGAAGGAGGCCAACAUGCACGUCGAAAUGUCAACAAAGAAAAGCGAUUGGGCAACUUGCAGCAAACGCAGACGGAAUUGCAGCGGGUUUUCCAAGGUGAACGCACCAAUUUGUGGGAGCUCGAAGGACACAUUCGGAAAAUGGAGAAAGAAAUCGAUGCACUGCGUCGCAACGAGGUGCCCGACAGUUGCUACAAGGAUACCAUUUGCAAGGUGCAGAAGAGUGUUGUCAAACUGGAGAAUCGCCUCGACGUGGUCAACAAAAAGUGUAGCGAUGUUCUCACAGAAAAUGGCAAAAUGCGAGAUGCCAUCAAUCAUAUGCUUCAGGAUCGGGCGAACUUUAAUGACAUGUGGCAAUCGAUGGUCACACAAUUCAAUGAUGGCAAAAAGCUCAUCAUGGAUUUAAUUGAUCAAUCAACAUUGGCCUUUGAUCAACGCCAGGAGUUGUGUACGAAGCUAACGGUGCUCAAGGAUCGCAACGAGAACGAUAAGGUUAUGCAUAUACAGGAAAUGCGAGAAAUGCAACGUCGCCUGGAGCACGACGCCAAGUUGCAAAAGUUCUUCGACAUUAAGGGCCAGAAGAGGCUCAAUCCCGAGCUGGAGCAGCGUGAGCUGGACAAGAAGCAGAUCCAGAAGGAGAACUAUGAACGCCAGAUCUUCGAAUACAAGGAGAUCAUUGAAAGGAUUAAGCAGUUAUAUGGCGAGGAUGACACUGAACGCUUGGUGGCCCAAUUCAAACGCCAGGAAGAUGAAAACUUUGCACUCUUCAACUACGUUAACGAGCUCAGUCACGAGGUGGAGGUGCUCAAUGAUACCACGCAGGAGUUAACCGAUGAAAUUGAGCGUCAAAAAUCGGAACAAACCGAGAAGGAACUUAAACUCAAAACGGAAGCCUUGGACUAUUUAAAUGAUGAACUGGCUCGCAUUGAGCAACUGGCCAAGGAGACUAGCGAAAAGAAGCAAAACCUGAGCGUCCGCUUGCAGCAAUUACUCAAGGGCAUCGAGGAUAUAUUCAAAUUACUGGCCUGCGAUGAUGCACCCAUUCUGAAUGUGCUCAGCUCUAGGACCUUCCUUACCGUGCACAAUGUAAAACUCUUUAUCGGCGUCAUCGAACGACGAGUGAAUCUAAUUAUUAGCACCAUCAACAUUGAGGAUAAUUCCAAUCGGAUAUUGGCCCGAAAGGAUCGUGUGCCCAAAUUUAAUAUUCGCGAAUCGGCUAAAAUGAAACAUUAG